Neocloeon triangulifer is the source of this 1747-nucleotide messenger RNA. RefSeq names its product DNA polymerase epsilon subunit 2 (gene DNApol-epsilon58). The record is from RefSeq and is a predicted model, not a curated record. Gene Ontology annotation, molecular function: DNA binding. Gene Ontology annotation, cellular component: epsilon DNA polymerase complex. The transcript is spliced from 10 exons. The coding region runs from base 144 to 1697 and encodes 517 amino acids. NCBI's taxonomy places the organism in Eukaryota, Metazoa, Arthropoda, Insecta, Ephemeroptera, Baetidae. Gene Ontology annotation, biological process: DNA-templated DNA replication; error-prone translesion synthesis.
GAAAAAAAAUGCAAAACAUGCGGACUGCAAACAUCAACAGAUGAUGGCGGGAAGAGGAGAGUAAACAUCUGGUCCUUUUCUGUCCCCUAGAAAAAUUAAGUGACAAAUGUUUUGAUUUGUCGCACGGACAGCAAAGCUAAAGAAUGGCAGACCGGAUUCUCCGCAAGAAAAUCUCUUCGUCCUUCAAACUGCACGGAUUCACUCUCAGAGCUGACAGCUGCACGUACCUGGUUGAGCAAUUUGAACCCCUUGAUGAGGGAGAAUUUGAGCUGUGGUUGGAGAAACUCAUCGACCACAUCCAGAACCAACGUUUGUCCACAAAUGUUGUCGAGCUGAAGGCUGUCGAACUUGCCGUUCGAGAUUGUGCCAGCGAGCAGCAGCAAGCAGGUGAAGACGUGUUUUGUGUCAUCAGUGCCUUCGACGUGCCGAGAUUCAAUUUCAAUCCAGACAUAAAAAAAUACGAGCCAGCUCCCAAGAAGGAGCACUCGUUAUUUGACAAUGCUGACGCAAAGGCCCAACUGUUUCGCGACAGAUUUUCUCUCAUCAAACAACUCACUGAACGGCAUCCCUUGUUUAAACCUUCGGCUGACGAUUCUCAAGAGAAGUUCAAAAUUUAUCCCAUCGAGCACCUUCUGAGUAGUGCCAGGAAACUAACAAAAAUUAUCACCAUGGGUCUCUUCUCUCAACUCAAGGUUGGGAUGUUCCAUCUUGAAGACCCAACAGGAAUUAUUCAGCUGGACCUAUCGGAAACAAGUUACCACGUAGGCCUUCACGCAGAAAACUGCAUCGUUUUAGCUGAGGGCUGGUACGAAGACAAAAUUUUCCACGCCAAGGCCAUUGGUUUUCCUCCAGCAGAGACUGCAGAUGUCAGCAGAGCGUAUUUGGGUUCGCUGAACAUGUUCGGAGGUGACUCGAGAAUGGCAAACAAAUCAAAUAAGGCUCUGCAGAAAACUUUGCGCGAAAACAAAGACAGAAUUAUGGUCUUCCUCUCUGACCUUUGGCUGGAUCAGGAUAAAGUGCUGCGUAAACUGCAGGUGUUGUUUGAAGGCCUUUCGUCAUAUCCGCCCAUUGCGUUUAUUUUCAUGGGCAACUUUUUAUCAACAAAGCCAGAAAGUAACCAAGCUGAGCAGCUCAAAUUCCACCUCCGUUCUUUAGCCGACCUCAUCUCUUCCUAUCCAAACCUGCUCAAAUUCAGCAAGUUUGUUUUUGUACCUGGACUUGCUGACCCGGCAUGCCCUAAUAUCCUGCCUAGACCACCACUGCCUAAAGCUGUGACUGAGGAUUUUGAACUACGAGUCUCAAACGCUAUUUUCACCACUAACCCAUGUCGAAUUAGAUACUGCACUCAAGAGAUUAUUGUGAUGAGAGAGGACAUUAUGUCUAAACUUUGCAGAAACACAGUUCACUACCCUACAACAGGAAACAUAUAUGAGCAUUUUGCCAAAACUUUACUCAGCCAAGCAAAUCUGUGUCCUUUGCCACUGUCUGUGCGCCCUAUCUACUGGAGUUUUGCACAUGCCAUGCAAAUCCACCCAGCCCCAGAUUUGAUCGUUGUAGGUGAUACUCUGAGCACUUUCAAAACUUCACAUGCGGAGUGCCAAGUGGCUAAUCCAGGAUCAUUCGCAAAAAACAACUUCAUGUUUGUUGCCUACUGCCCUGGCACAAAGCAGGUCGACGAGAGUGAAAUUACUGAUUAGAUUUUGUACAUUGGUAUUUUAAGUAAUAAAAACAGUACAUAAGUAAGUUA